UCGAACCGCGGUCACAAGUUCAGCGCACAAGUCUUGGACUUUCCGCACGAGUUUUUUUAUUAUAUAUAUAUAUAUUUUUUUUUUUUUGGCCAAUACAAUUAUCCGAAACGUUUUCCACGUCCGGACGACCAGUUUUGGCAGAAUCGUUUUGCGCCAACAACCGGAUAUGAUCUAGUCUGGCGACCAGAGAGACAGCGGUUUUCCUCGCCGAAAUUUUGCUAAAAUUUACCAUUUUGAUGACCGAACUUGUUGGCAAUACGGAAAUCGGACUUUGAAAUGGUCCAAUGGUUGAUUUGGUUGUGCUACUUGGUAGCUUUGUGCCAUGGACUUGCGUUACGCCAUGCCAGACAUCAAAGUUCUGGCUCGCCAACGGCAGAAGACAUAUUAGAACCUCAAAUUAUCAGUCAUGAUCCUGAUCGCGUUUUUAGACAACGGGCAUCGGAUAUGUUUGCUCAAGAACCCGAAUAUACCGAAAAACGAAACAUAAACCACAGACAAAGCCGGUCUGAGUUCGAAAAUGAUCGUGAAAAUGCGUUUAAGCCAAAUGGAAACGGUUAUGAUUCAUUUCAAACCGACGACCCGUUGAUUAUCCGUACAACCAAGGGCAAGAUCAGAGGAAUCACACAAGCAGCAUCAACUGGAAAGUUGGUCGACGCGUGGCUAGGCAUACCUUAUGCACAAAAACCAUUGGGAAAUCUCAGAUUUAGACAUCCCCGUCCUAUUGAUCGAUGGGAUAACACACAGCCGGAGACUAUUAUGAACUGUACUGAACCUCCUAACACGUGUGUUCAAAUCUUUGACACGGUAUUCGGUGAUUUCCCAGGGUCGACAAUGUGGAAUCCCAACUCUCCCGUGUCCGAAGAUUGUCUUUACAUUAACGUGGUCGUACCAAAGCCUAGACCACAAAACGCAGCUGUAAUGGUUUGGAUAUUCGGAGGAGGGUUUUAUUCAGGGUCUGCUACUUUAGACAUUUACGAUCCCAAAAUAAUGGUGUCCGAAGAAAACGUUAUUAUAGUGUCGAUGCAGUACAGACUUGCGUCGUUAGGAUUUCUCUACUUCGAUACCGAAGACGUGCCCGGAAACGCUGGUCUGUUUGAUCAAUUGAUGGCCUUGCAAUGGGUCCACGACAACAUCAAGUUCUUUGGCGGAAAUCCAAAUAAUAUCACUAUUUUUGGCGAAUCCGCGGGCGCUGUUUCCGCUUCGCUGCACCUUCUGUCGCCGUUGAGCAGGAACCUUUUCAAUCAGGCAAUUAUGGAAUCUGGGUCGUCGACAGCGCCUUGGGCAAUUUUGUCUAGGGAAGAGAGCUUCAAAAGAGGACUUCACCUCGCAGAGAGAAUGGGCUGUCCGCACGACAGAAAGAACAUUGGAAAAACUAUAGAGUGUUUGAGACAAGCAAACAGUUCGGCAAUAGUGGAAAAAGAAUGGGACGAAAUGGGCAUUUGUCAGUUUCCAUUUGUCCCAGUCGUCGACGGUGCUUUUCUCGACGAUUACCCACAGAAAUCGCUGGCAACCAACAACUACAAGAAAACAAAUAUACUGAUGGGUAGCAAUUCCGAAGAGGGUUAUUAUUGGAUCAUUUAUUACUUGACAGAGUUGUUUAAAAAAGAGGAAAACGUACUAGUGUCUCGUGAAGACUUCAUUAAAGCUUUGGGGAAAAUCAACCCACACGCAGACGCGGCGGUUAAAGCCGCCAUAGAGUUCGAAUACACCGACUGGUUGAAUCCCAAUGAUCCGAUAAAAAACCGAAACGCUCUCGAUAAAAUGGUCGGAGACUAUCAAUUUACAUGCAACGUUAACGAAUUUGCACAAUCGUAUGCCGCAGCUGGCAACAACGUGUACAUGUACUACUUUAAACACCGUUCGUUGAAUAAUCCAUGGCCGAAGUGGACAGGCGUAAUGCAUGGGGAUGAAAUCAGCUAUGUGUUUGGAGAUCCGUUAAAUCCAUCCAAAGGUUAUGAAGUUGAAGAAAUUGAACUUAGCAAAAAAAUAAUGAGAUACUGGACCAAUUUCGCAAAGACGGGAAAUCCGAGCAAGACAAUUGACGGCUCGUGGGUAAUUCCAAAAUGGCCAAUCCACACGGCUUACGGAAAAGAGUUUUUGACAUUGGACACCAAUAACACUUCUACCGGCGUCGGACCUCGAUUGGAACAAUGCGCAUUUUGGAAAAACUACGUUCCCGACAUUACAUCGAUUUCAAAGAGUAUGAAGGCUGAUAGGAAUUGUACUAUGAGCGGAGGGACCAAAUUGUACAUGACGAAGUUGUCGAUGGGGAUUUUCAUUAUGACCACUGCUGCUUUCAUGCUGUGAAUUUCUUUUUGUUUUGUUUGAAGAUUAUUACCGAUAUUAUUUAUAAUAUUAUUGUUGACGAAAUAACUAUUUAAAGAAAAAAAAAAAAAAAAAGUUUGGUGCCUGUCGUAAGACGCAGCUUGUUAACAUACAGUAUCAUUGACCGGGUAACUGGUAGUAACCAGAGUAUAAUAAUAUAACUGAUAGGUCUAUGUUCAGUAUAGGUUAAAAGUUGGGCUUCCAGCAGAAACGUAUGCGCGCAACAAAAGAAAUAUUAUAAUAAAAUAGUAAUAAAAAAAAACAUAUAAACUUAUAUUAUUAUAUAUAAAUACAUAUUUAUUUUCUUCUAAAAAUUAUUUCUAGAUCUGUAUUACUGUAAUGUAAUAAUAUUAUUAUACUAUUUAUAUUAUAUACGGCAAUAUUGCGCUAGUUCUUCUCGAGCGACGUUGGCUAUAUUUUCUCACACCGUACUUAGGCUUAACAAUUUUGUACCAUGUAAAUAAAAUAUGACAUACAAAUUAUUAUUAUUAUUAUUACUAUUAUUGUUUAAACGAAUCCUAAAAUACACACAAGGAGUAUAAUAUAAUAUAACGAUAUAUUUAUAUAUUAUAUUAUAUUUAUACACUGGUGUAUGACAUAUCAUUUCGUACCUUACGAUAAAUACUGUGUAGAUUUUAGCGAGUUGGUUAUCAAAUAUGUAAUAAUAUAUAUUAAAGCCAAAUUAUAAUAUUAUAAUAAAAUUAAAAUAAACACCUGCCACCUUAAAAAAAUCCUUAUUUUAUGUCGUGGUCCGUAUUAAUUGCAUCGUAUUCUUAUUUUAA
Messenger RNA from Adelges cooleyi (spruce gall adelgid), 3107 nucleotides. RefSeq names its product acetylcholinesterase-like. Lineage: Eukaryota; Metazoa; Arthropoda; Insecta; Hemiptera; Adelgidae. Gene Ontology annotation, molecular function: acetylcholinesterase activity. The record is from RefSeq and is a predicted model, not a curated record. The transcript has 6 exons. The coding region runs from base 277 to 2307 and encodes 676 amino acids. Gene Ontology annotation, cellular component: plasma membrane. Gene Ontology annotation, biological process: choline metabolic process; acetylcholine catabolic process.